Molecule: messenger RNA, 2682 nt
Organism: Hypoxylon trugodes
Lineage: Eukaryota; Fungi; Ascomycota; Sordariomycetes; Xylariales; Hypoxylaceae
Exons: 2
Coding region: 700-2016 (438 amino acids)
Source: RefSeq, a predicted model, not a curated record
GUCAUAAUUUACUUUGGCGACCGCCGCACGUUCCACGCUGAUAGGCUUGUUUAAGUUGGGAUAGUUGGAGCAACCCCCCAAAGUUCAGUAGCCCAGCAAGCCCAGCCACUUUUUACUUUCACAUUCUGCCACCCCGAUUCCCAACUUGGUCAAAAUUCCACUACAACUUUAACAUUAACAACUCUUCGUCGUUUCGCCCGGCUUGAGCCACCGCAUUUUGUUUGUUCUCUACAUUCAUUACCUGCGACUUGUUCAAUUUACUUCGCUGGUUGCCACGCGAGACGACAAACUUAUUGCUACCCAAACAAAAACAUUCAACAACAAUUUCAUAUUCGUUUUUCUUUUCUUUACUUUUUUAUAAUUCUCUUCAAUCCGUAUUCAAGGAGUGCGCAAAUCGAGAGACACGAGAGGGUGGAAAUAAAGGAGAACAAACGGGGUCCCUCAAUUCAAUCACAAUUACCAUUCGGACCUCUAGUUUCUUUCUGUCAUCGACACUCAAAUCAAUAUCGAGCUCGUAUAUUUGAGUCAAACGUAGGACAAUUGGGAUUUGGAAGAAGCACCAAGUGUUGCAUCGCUUCGACGAGUUUUUGAGGAAGGUUCGAGGUUGGAUUUAAUUAUUGAACUCACGGUCGCAACAACCCGCCUAAACACCAAUCAUACAAAGGUCAGGCCGCAACUUCCCUCUUACCUAAGCAAACAAUGGCGUCUUUCGCCGUCUCAACUCCCUCACCACCGGGUCGAGUCCGAACCCCAGGCACUCCUAAGCACGGUUACACCGAUUCCUGGGACCCUUAUUCAACUCCCCGUAAAUCCGCUCGCAUCUCAGCACAACGAUCGCAACACCGUACACCUUCCCCUCGCGCCUCAACACAACGUCACAAUCGCGUAACCGCUCGAGUCCCCUCCGAUCCUUUUGAUACUCCCAACGCAUCUCCCCAGAAGAAACGUCAACCGGCCAUGGAUUCAGUUCGUCGCGCAAAUGGCGCCUUAACCUUCGGAAGUUCCAACGCUGGCGAUUCAAUUGGCAAUGGUUCUUCGCGCCAGAAGCCCAAGGCCAACGCGACUUCCCAAAACAUAUCCUCUAUGAUGCUUCCUACCCCUGCCAAGACACCCCAGAAGCAACCGGAUGAGAAGUCCAAGGCCAAGGUCCGUGCGGUCGCGCGCAACCUCUUUUCUGAUGUCGACGCCGACGCCGAUAUCAUUGUCAAUCCCAAGAAGAGAAAAACCAAGAAGUACAGCGGCAUUACCUUGAACAGCUUCACUGCCGAAGAGAUUGAGGAGCCCAUUGAGAUAUUCACCGAUUCGCGCGAUCGCGUCCCCGAAGUUGAUCGCGAACAGAACCCCUUCUACAACAACCUUCCCUCUUCCGCAGACAGUGAGACUUCGAAGCGAAUUCGUGCCAAGCAGGUCUCUAUUCCUGGUGAAGGUCGACAGACUGUCGAUGAAGCACUUGAGCGCAAGGAUGGAAUCAUUUAUGUCUUCCGAGGAAAGAAGAUUUUCCGCAAGUUUUCAAGCGAGGAUGGAGAGGAAGAGGAAGAUAUCACCGCAGAGUCGAGCAGUGCUAAGAGCCCCGAGAGACCCCGACCGUUGACCCGCUCCUCUAUCAAGCCUCGCUUGCUCUUCCCGGCCAACCAGAAGGGCAAGGCAGCUACCCAAGUAAUUGAUGAGGAUGAGGAAGCCGUUACGGACAUCGAAGAUCAUGUACUAGUUGAUGCCGCCGAGGAGGAGGAACUCGCUUCCGCUGAAGAACCUGCAACUCCCAACGCUGCAGCCGGCAAGAAGCCAGAGACACCCGUCGCCCCCCGAUUCGCGCCCGUCUCCCCUCCCUCGACAGUCCGAGCGACACGCGCAAGCACAAAGCUACGUGCCACAGAAUCACCCAUGAAGGCAACUAAGCCGCGCAGUCCAUUCGAUGGCUGGCGUCGCUCUAAGAGUCGAGCUGGCCCGCAAGGCCAAAAGCGAGAGGGCGACGAGCUAGUUAGACCGAGCGAGGUUGCGAAGCGCCAGCGUGCGUAGUCCGUUUCACUUGCUAUUCGAUCCGAUCCCGGCAUUUACGGCAUCUAGGAGUAGUUCCCUUUGUGAUUUGGUGUAACUGGAGGAGCACAGCAAAGCAGGCCAUUUGGAAUGGCAUCCGGAAAAAGUAAAACUUGGUUUCUACCAUCCAUGGAGGUGUUGGGCGUUCUCUUAUUCUCCCAAUCGGCAUUGUCGGAAAUGGGCCCAAAGAUAGGGCGCUAGGGCUAUUCGGUGUCUACAUAUGGUUUUAAUCCAGGAGUCUUUCGUCCCUGGUUAAUAGUUACAGGGCACUGGCUCACGGAUAAGUAGUAUAGCUUGCCUCAGAAUGAAUUCACUCUAUAAUGCAUCUUGUUGGUUUUUCGUGUUGUAUUUGAUAAAUGUAAGGUGAUAUGAAUAAGUACUUGAUGACCAGAAGUAUCUUUGUAGAUUUAUACCAAGUUGCUAGAGGUAGUAUAUGUCCGGCGCGUAGAAGGGAUUCCCUUGCGAGGUUGAUAUGCACGCAAUCGUGAUCAGCAGGUCGUAAAAUACUCUUGAAAACGGUAUCGAAAUAUAGUGAUACGAACAAGUCACUUUUACUUGAUGUGUUACACCGGAGUAGUUCCCUACGCUGCAAGGAGGGUAUCAGUUACUCGUUUAAAUAAUAGAAAGCUCUAUGACUGGGAUAUGAAG